CCUAUUCUGACAUGUGGGUUUGCUUUGAAAGGGGAACUGAUGUUUCAGAGCGAUGACAUUCAUGGGACUCAUUGUGCUCCUCCUCUUUUAAAAUUUUACCAACUACUUCUGAAAAUCAUUUUGACCUGGACAGUGAGGAGGGCCAGACCACCAGAGAACCGUCAGCACAAUGGAGCAAAUGACCAGCAGAUCAAACAAGAAAAAAGUAGCAGUGGUGGGUGGUGGUUUGGUUGGGGCACUGAAUGCCUGCUUCUUUGCCAAAAGAGGCUUUGAUGUGGAAGUGUUUGAAACUCGUGAAGAUAUCCGGCAAGCCAAAAUUGUGAAGGGGAGAAGCAUCAACCUGGCUUUGUCUCACCGAGGCCGGCAAGCACUGAAGCAUGUUGGAAUGGAGGAGAAGAUCAUCUCUCAGGGAAUCCCCAUGCACGCAAGAAUGAUUCAUUCCCAGAAUGGGAAACAAUCUCCAAUCCCUUAUGGCAAGAAAGGCCAGUACAUCCUGUCAGUAGACCGAGCCAAUCUAAAUAAACAGCUGCUAACAGCGGCAGAGACAUAUCCAAACACAAAGUUGAACUUUGACUACAAACUGCAGGACUGGAGUGCUGAAACAGGACUAAUGACCUUUGUCAGGUCAGAUGGCUUAGAGGAGCAGAUCAAGGCAGACCUGAUUGUAGGCUGUGAUGGAGCUUUCUCUGCCAUCCGCAAGCAAUUCCUUCGUCGCAGCCGCUUCAACUAUAGCCAGACCUACAUCCCCCAUGGCUACAUGGAGCUCACCAUGCCACCUAUAAAUGGAGAGUUUGCCAUGAAGCCUAAUUAUCUGCACAUCUGGCCAAGAAACACAUUCAUGAUGAUCGCCCUGCCCAAUUUGGACAAGACAUUUACCUGUACCCUCUUCAUGCCCUUCGAAGAGUUUGAGAAGAUCACCACCGGAAAUGAAGUCAUCGAGUUUUUCCAGAAAUACUUCUCUGAUGCCAUACCACUAAUAGGAGUUGAUACUCUCAAGAGAGAUUAUUUCCGAUUGCCUGCGCAGGCCAUGGUGUCUGUCAAGUGUACCCCAUAUCACAUUGGUGACAAAUGCGUCCUUAUGGGCGAUGCUGCCCAUGCAGUGGUUCCUUUCUACGGGCAGGGGAUGAACGCUGGCUUUGAGGACUGCAUUGUCUUUGAAGAAGUAAUGGAACAGUUCAAUGAGGAUUUCAGUGCUGUUCUGCCUGAGUACACCAGAGUGCGAGUUCCAGACGACCAUGCAAUCGCAGACCUGGCCAUGUACAACUACGUUGAAAUGCGAGCCCAUGUCAACUCCAGAUGGUUCCUUUUCAGAAAACGUGUUGAUAACUUGCUCCACUUCCUCAUGCCAAAGACAAUAAUUCCACUUUACACAAUGGUCACUUUCACCAGGACGCGGUACCAUGAGUGUGUGGAGCGCUGGCAAUGGCAAAACAAAGUCAUAAACUAUGGCCUGCUGGUCAGUGCUACAGGAUUGGUUUUGGGAGGAUCCUUCCUGCUCAUUAAAAAUCCUCCUGAUAUCAACAAGCUCAUCAUCCCUGCUGAGAAAAUGUGGAAUAGGCUCAUGGCCCUGAGGACCCCAUGAGCACUGGUACUGUCUCUGAUCUGGCUAAUGCAAAGAUUGGAGCACCAACCACUAAAAAUGAACUCAAAUUUGAGUGAUUUGAUUGAAUCAUUCAACGAAAGGCAAAUUAAUUUAUGAUUCUAAACAUUGUCUUAAUGUAUACCACUCAUAAUGACUGAUAAUAUUUUAGUGUUUUACUGAUAAUGGUGUGACUGCAGGAGUGCAACAGUGGAUUUUAUCAGUCUUUAGAUUUGAGGCUUUUUAUGCCAUCAUUAUUUUUAAUGUGAAAACAAAAAUGCCAGUAUUAAACUCUCAGGCAGGGGCUGGGGUACAUGCUGUUUAAGUUUACACUUUUACAUGAAUUGCAAAUAAAUGUUCCCUCAGGUCAUA
Messenger RNA from Larimichthys crocea (large yellow croaker), 1951 nucleotides. It is a transcript of the gene kmo, whose product is annotated as kynurenine 3-monooxygenase. The record is from RefSeq and is a predicted model, not a curated record. Gene Ontology annotation, biological process: quinolinate biosynthetic process; L-tryptophan catabolic process. Gene Ontology annotation, molecular function: kynurenine 3-monooxygenase activity; FAD binding. The transcript has 15 exons. NCBI's taxonomy places the organism in Eukaryota, Metazoa, Chordata, Actinopteri, Sciaenidae. Gene Ontology annotation, cellular component: mitochondrial outer membrane. The coding region runs from base 170 to 1582 and encodes 470 amino acids.